GCGUAUACAGAAGAAGGUGAAGGAAUGUGGUCUGGUGGAGAGAGUAGAGGCCCAACACCAGUGUCUGAUACCCAUAGAGUUACAAGCUCUGAUAACUUGAUGUAUAUCAAGUUUGUUCGAGAUAUUACAGAAGAAGUAUUAGAAAAAGGAAUAUUUACAAAUAAAGCAUUAAAGAAGAUUUUCCAAAAUCACGUAGAGGUUAAUAAACAGUUUCUUGACAUGAGGAGAAUGCAAGAGGAAGUGGACAAAUUGCAACUAGAACUUGGAAUCCCAAAUGAUGACGGCUUGGACAAAGACAAUUAUGGGGUUACCUACAGAGGUUCAGAAGAGAAAAUUUUGUGCUCUAAAGUGGAGGAUAAAGAACUUCUAGAAGCUUUAAGUCAAUUAAAUAUCAGCUCUUCAUUAAAGGCUGAUAUUGCAAACUCACUAGGUCUCUUUCCAACUGGUAAGAGUGAAAGUAAUGUCAGCAGCUCUGAGAGUCUUAAACAGUCAAGGAACAGCAAGCGUGCAACAUUCUCCUCACCUUUGGAGGUGAUUUACGACAUAAAUCAGAAAGAAAAGUUCCCUCAGAGUGAUGAUGACAGCUACGAGAUGUUAAGUGAAGGCUCAGAGUCUAGACCUCUUACACCCCUCGGCCUUGCUUGGUAGAUAACUCACUCACUUGCUCUUGGAGCUGCUUACUAUGUUGGGGACUCUUCAGAGUAUUGGAACUUGUUAAAUGUGUAUAUUUAUUAUAUUUGAGUAUAUCUAGCACAUAUUUUUCUAUGAAUAAAGGUGAUCUCAUA
Macrosteles quadrilineatus (aster leafhopper) is the source of this 785-nucleotide messenger RNA. Its product is annotated as spermatogenesis-associated protein 7 homolog. Gene Ontology annotation, cellular component: axoneme; ciliary basal body. Gene Ontology annotation, biological process: microtubule cytoskeleton organization. The transcript has 3 exons. Bases 25 to 648 code for a protein of 207 amino acids. Lineage: Eukaryota; Metazoa; Arthropoda; Insecta; Hemiptera; Cicadellidae. The record is from RefSeq and is a predicted model, not a curated record.